AGCUGUGGUUACAAAGCUGCUUGCUAAAAAUGUCCUCCUCUUACAAAAUUAAAGUGUUUAUUUAUUCAUUCAUGCGCAUUAGUUUCAAAAGAUGUGAUAAAGUGGGACUGAUGAAUAAUUUGUGAUUCCUCAACUUCAUUGUUGGGACAAUUUUGUCCGCUGAGCUGCGUUGAUUGGUCCUGAGGAGCAGUGAUGUCACCGCCCGCUCUGAUGUGCCGGCCGGUGCUGCAGCUCGCGCAAACUGAGGGCGAGAGAGGAACUCCAGAUGGAGUUUGGCGCGCGACAGGAGUAGAGCCGUGGCCCGUGCGUCCGCGACACACUAGAAAGACUGCCUUGAUGAACUCGACCUGGUCCCGCACACAGCGCAGCAGCCCGUCAUGGGGGACGGUGGCGCGUCCUCGCCGGUGAAUUUCCAGAAUGGCUCCGGCGCAGAGUCGUCGGACGCACCGGACUCCGCUACGGCCGUGUCCGAGCAGUGGAUGGCGGGGAUGAGCGUGUUGAUGGGUUUGAUCGUCGUGUCCAUUGUGUUCGGCAAUAUCCUGGUCAUCGUUGCCAUCGCCAAAACGCAGAGGCUGCAGACGCUCACCAACGUGUUCAUCGUGUCCCUGGCGAGCGCGGACCUCAUUAUGGGGCUGCUGGUGGUGCCGUUUGGCGCGGCGCUCGAGGUGCGUGGCUCGUGGCUGUACGGCAGCUUUUUCUGCGAGUUCUGGACCUCCGUGGACGUUCUUUGCGUAACCGCCAGCAUCGAGACCCUGUGCGUUAUCGCCAUAGACAGGUACGUGGCCAUCACCUCCCCUUUCCGCUACCAAAGCUUGAUAACCAAAGCUCGGGCCAAAACGGUGGUGUGCGUAGUUUGGGCCAUCUCUGCACUGGUCUCCUUUCUCCCCAUCCUGAUGCACUGGUCCCGGGACAGUGUGGACACAGACUGCUACAACGACCCUGAAUGUUGCGACUUCGUCACCAACAGGGCUUAUGCCAUCUCCUCAUCCAUCAUAUCUUUUUACAUUCCUCUGCUGGUUAUGAUAUUUGUUUACGCCCGCGUGUACAGAGAGGCGAAAAAGCAGCUGAGGAAGAUCGACAAGUGCGAGGGCAGGUUUCACAACAACUUAACCGGACUGACCUCUAAGUUCAAGAAGAGGCCGUCUAAGAUCCUGGCGCUCAGGGAGCAGAAGGCGCUCAAAACGCUGGGGAUCAUCAUGGGGACGUUCACUCUGUGCUGGCUGCCCUUCUUUAUCGUCAACGUGGUGCGCGUGAUUUGCGCCGAGAUGGUGGACAAGGACCUUUUCGUGUUCUUAAACUGGCUGGGGUACGUGAACUCAGCGUUCAACCCCAUUAUUUACUGCCGGAGCCCGGACUUCAGGAAGGCUUUCAAGAGGCUGCUGUGCUGCCCGAGGCAAGCCGACCGCAGGCUGCACAUCAGCUCGUGCGACCUGUCCCGGUACUCCGGUGGGUUCGUCUCCGCCCUGGAGCCCGGCACAUUGGGGCUGUGGUCGGCUUGCGCCGUCUUGGACAACAGUGACAGCAGCCCGGUCGGGGCUGUAAAGCUGUCGCACUCUGAAUCACAGCUGUGAAGGAACACAAAUAUAUACUUUUGUUGAGGUGGAUUACUACAGCCUGGGGAAGGAGGAGUAGGCUACAGCGGGCGUUUACUCCUUGAACAUGGGUUUCUUUUUGGACAAGAGCCGCACCUUAUUAAACGAAGGGGGUCUGUUCGAUAUCAUAGAAGUCAAAGGUCAGGCGAAAAUACAUGCAUUGUAUUUAAAAGCCAUAUUUUAAAAGAAAAGGGAGCAGGGUUAAUGCUCUUUUCAAGAUGCGCAAAUCUCACCAGUUCAGUGUCUAAGAGAUGAUCCAAUUUUUUAAAUAAUAUCAACCCUCAUUUUUCAUUUAAGUGGAUCUAAUGAAACAUAAUCGGUGCUGCACUGACCAUAAAACGUUAUUCAGUGAAUUGACACUCCUUACAAAGAGCGCACUGUUUAAUAAUCCUCGUGUUUUUGUUUAUUUCUUAUUUUAUUGGAUCAGGAGUUCAGUGUUUAUUGACGCAGAUAAUCUAUUAAGGGGCAGUGGGUACCUUUAAAUUGUCCCCGGGUUCUCGAUGGCUCAUCAUUUAUUCUUAAAAUGACUGCUCGGACGCACUGUAAUACACUGAUUGUUAUUUAAAUGCAGCGGACAUGAGUGAGGCAUUUUAUUCGGAGUGACUGUACUGCAGCCAUGUCGUGCUCACAAUGUGUUUUUACCUCACAGCCAUCGGCAAGUGCAAUUUGUACGACAGGUAUUUGUUUAUAUUAAACAUUUAUGUAAAAUAUGUAUUUGUAUGUAUUACAACUAAACAAGUGAAUGUGGGACUGAUUCCCACGCCCUUUGUGCAUAUUGUAUUGUGGUGUUUAGUAGGCCUACUGAUGUGAGGAUUUUGAGCCUCCCCCUUUGUCGUUCUCAUUUAAGCUUUACAUGCUAUUGUGAGGUGGCGUGUUGACUCCUGUGAAAUAAAAGGACGUUUCAUUGUUAA
Molecule: messenger RNA, 2503 nt
Organism: Anarrhichthys ocellatus (wolf-eel)
Lineage: Eukaryota; Metazoa; Chordata; Actinopteri; Perciformes; Anarhichadidae
Gene: adrb1
Product: adrenoceptor beta 1
Exons: 1
Coding region: 378-1571 (397 amino acids)
Biological process (GO): positive regulation of MAPK cascade; positive regulation of heart contraction; norepinephrine-epinephrine-mediated vasodilation involved in regulation of systemic arterial blood pressure
Cellular component (GO): plasma membrane
Molecular function (GO): beta1-adrenergic receptor activity
Source: RefSeq, a predicted model, not a curated record